Messenger RNA from Dendronephthya gigantea, 507 nucleotides. RefSeq lists its product as uncharacterized. Gene Ontology annotation, molecular function: nucleic acid binding. The record is from RefSeq and is a predicted model, not a curated record. The transcript has a single exon. Lineage: Eukaryota; Metazoa; Cnidaria; Anthozoa; Malacalcyonacea; Nephtheidae. Bases 1 to 507 code for a protein of 168 amino acids.
AUGCUAAACAAGUUUGGAAGUGACGUUUGGGAAAAGAAAAUAGCUUUCUAUUUGGACGGAGUUAGUUUUACACACAAAACGAAUCCGGCACAUGAGGCCAAGGCACCCAAAGGGCACAUCUGGAGAAGAGCGAAUGAAGGCCUAAAUAGAGGGUGUACAGCAAAGGGCAGCCAAGAAGGAUCUGGUGGAAGGCUUGUCAAAAUGAUGGUUGCAAUAAGCCACGAAACAGGUGUUGUCCUCUGUGACCAAUAUGAUAAGCUAGACGGAACGUAUUUUAAAAAUCUGGUGUUGAGGAAAUUUAGGAAAAUGUUUAGAAACGCAAAGAAGGGUCGAUCACGUCUUUGGUUGCAAGAUGGGGAUCCAAGUCAAAAUAGUGCAGCAGCGAAAAUGGCAAUGAAAUCAGUAGGAGCAAAAUUACUUGCAAUACCUCCACAUAGCCCUGAUAUAAACCCUAUCGAGAAUUUAUUCCACCUCAUAAAAUGGCAACUGAACGACAACGCAAUCUAA